Meira miltonrushii is the source of this 1854-nucleotide messenger RNA. RefSeq lists its product as uncharacterized. The record is from RefSeq and is a predicted model, not a curated record. NCBI's taxonomy places the organism in Eukaryota, Fungi, Basidiomycota, Exobasidiomycetes, Exobasidiales, Brachybasidiaceae. The transcript has a single exon. The coding region runs from base 205 to 1755 and encodes 516 amino acids.
GUUGGCUGGUUUGAUUGUAAUCAUUACUCCGAAUUACCAUCAUAAUCAGCCCAGAAGGGUACUCAGCUCAAGUACAAAUGACCUAAACGACCGGAUCCCUAAUCCUUCCAUCCCUUUCCUCCCUUCCCUCACCCUAAUCAUCCCAUUGAUCGGUUAAUUGAACGAUCGCCGUCAGCCCUUACCUCCUUUCUUUUCAAAUUAUUUAUGGACGUCAUUCGCACCAUUCAGCCGGACGGAGAAAGGCAAAAUGUAGAAAGGAUCGUCUUUCUCCCUCCUGCCUAUAAUGAUCUAGGCAAUGCCCCUUCUCCAUAUGCAGAAGCGGCAAGGAGCAACGAUGGAGCUCCUUUGACAUGGCAAUGGAAAGUGGCCAAAUAUCAAGAGAGCCUAAAAAUCACCUCUAGGGAAACAUAUAUUGCUCAAAAGAGACUUCAGCCACAAGCAAACCGGCCGAGUGAGCCUUCCAAUGAGAUAUCUGUCAGCACUGCUCAAAUAGUAGAACAGGGGGACGCAGACCGAGCCUCCUUGGCGCAAGAAGAUACGUUGACAAGAUCUGGCACUCGUACAAUCCAAGACGAAUCCGUACCAGACUCGUUAUCUGUGAGAAAGAACCUUAACGAUCAAUCGAACGAAUCUGCACCGGAGCAUGCUCAAACGACAGUCUCUUCCGUUGCUGCUGCUGCGCCGGAGAGGACUAUAGAACCGGAAGAAUCAGAUCCCAGCGAUGCUCAUGCCGAAUCACACAACGAUCAGCCCAAUAUAUCAACCAAGCAAACACGAUCGAAGAAUCUGCCGCGAGCAAAACUGGCUCUCGGUCCUGCUCGUCGGGUUGGAAUCUCAAAGAAGUCUAGCACAGUACGACCUGUCUUCCUCAAAGAUCUGGAAGAGAGCAAGAGAAAGGCGAGGGAAUCACCCAAAGAUCAAAGUCUGAUGCAAAGCAUUAUCAACGAAAGCGAGUCUGGUCAAGACGACCUCGUUUCAAUUGCAGCACCGACAACUAUCACAAAUGUAGCAGAGACCACUGCCGGAUUCGAGUCUAUCGCACCUCCUCCAGCGUAUCGCUUCACUCUAGCAGAGUUGACGAGUAUUGCCUCCCUGCUCAAUGAUAACGACGAUACCCGGCCAGGACAGUACGAGAAUGAUUACAACAUGCAUCAGCCUUUGAUCAGUUUACUGGCAAUCGUUCGUCGAGUUGGACAGCUGGAGUACGUGAGAGAUUGGAAGGCGGGUUAUAACAAGCAAAUGGGAAGAUGCGAAGUUGUGAUUCAAGACGGUCAAGGAUACACCCUGAAAGUCGUAUUGCAAGGCCUGUGUGCGGAGAUGUGGGCAGGCUUUCACGAUAUCACGGAUCAAUCAGCUUCCUCCUAUGCAUUUUCAGCUGCCGAUGAUCAAAGUGGAUACCUUGACUCACGUUCAUACUUUGAUUUUGACAAAGGCUUUGAUUCUGCAUCGAUGCUGGCAAAACGAGAAGAUUUACGCCUGAUGCCUUUGCAAGAAGGCGAUGUAGUGCAUCUUGACAAAUUACGAAUGGCUAGAAAGAGCAACCAACGACUCCAAUCCCGUCAAGAUGCAACAGAAGUCGAACAAAAUGGCACAAGCCUAUAUGCUAUUGCUUCAGAGACUAAUCGAUCAACACUUGAAGUCUGUUGGAGAUCUACCGGACAUCGUCAUAAGAUAUUUGAUGCUCAUCUGCCAUACAUUGAUGGUCGAUGUGAUGCUAUUUAUAAACUGCAUCAAUCCUGGCUAUCCUUUCAAUAAAGGAAGGAUUGUAUAAAAUUGCUGCUGUAUUUCAUAUUGCAUAUUCUCUUUGUACUUAUAUCUUGUAUAAUAUUUUGCAAUGCUUCAUUUUAUUGACAC